UCCUCAUGCUUUUCAUCUUCAUCAUCAUCAUCAUCAUCAUCAUCUCAACACGCUGUUUUCAAAUCUCCUCUCCUCUUUCGAUAAUGGAAACAGCAAUGAAAUUUCUGACUGAGUGAUUAAUUGCUGGCAAAGCAAUUACUAUCUGUCACGUUUUGGUUUUUUCUGCGAUCGCUUACGAAGCAAGAUUGGCGGCGCGCGCUAGCUCCAUUGUCGUCGAGUCUAGUCUUGUUGUUUGUGUACAUACACGUUUUCUUGCGCCAUGCCCCUUUGAACUCUUCUAAACUGUGUACAGCCUGUGAAUCUUUGUUUCUUCUAUAGGUAGCGGCAUUGCGUGCGUACUGGAUGAUCAUCAACAAUUAGCCACAAGAAUCGAAUUGUUGAGGAAGAAGAAUGGAGAUAUGUUACCAGCCUCACAUUGAUCGAGAGAUUGAAUCUCUCAUUGAAAGAAUUCAUCCUCCUUGGGUCAGCAUAGAAAAUGAUGCUUGCCGCAAUUGCACCGUAGUGAAGGUGGACAGUGCAAACAAGUAUGGGAUACUAUUAGAAAUGGUCCAGGUGUUGACAGAUCUUGACCUCAUCAUUUCCAAAUCAUACAUUUCCUCUGAUGGUGGAUGGUUCAUGGACGUGUUCCAUGUGACUGAUCAAGCUGGCAAGAAGCUCACAGACGAAACUCUCAUGCGCCGCAUUGAACAGGGAUUGUGCACCACUAGAGCAAAAGGGGACAAUUCAAGGGAUGCAGAAGUGCCUGAAGCUGACUGUGAGGAACAAGGGCCCCAAGCAGAGAACACAGCGUUGGAGAUGAGUGGGAUGGACAGACCGGGCCUGCUAUCAGAAAUAGCUGCAGUGCUUGCAGACUUGGGCUGCAACGUGACCUCUGCCAACGCCUGGACCCACAACGAGAUGACGGCCUGCAUCUUCUACGUGGAGGACGCAGCAAAGCCCGGGCCCAUCAAAGACCCAACGCGGCUAGCCCAGGUGGAGGAGCAGCUGGAGAGUGUGGUGGAAGCCCACCACGGGAAGCGAGAGAGGAAGAGCGUCAGGCUCACAAACUUCGCCGCUGGACGCACCCACACCGAACGGCGGCUCCACCAGCUGAUGUACGCGGACAGGGACUACGAGAGCUGCCGCGCCUGCGACGGUGACAGUAGCGGCGAGCAUAAGAAGGGAUGCGAUGGGACACAUGUUUCUAUCAUCAGAUGCCGUGACAGAGGGUAUUGGAUGGUGAACGUGACGAGCAGGGACCGCCCUAAGCUGCUGUUCGACACCGUGUGUGUUCUGACUGACCUGCGGUAUGUGGUGUUUCACGCCGCCAUUCGCUCCAAGAAAUCCAUGGCCGAUCAGGAGUACUUUAUCAGGCAUAAGGAGGAUAGUAAAGCUCUUUUCGAUGAAAGCGAGAAGCAGAAGAUGAUCUUGUGCAUAAUCGCUGCAAUAGAGCGCAGAGUCUCGCAUGGAUUGAAGGUAGAUAUUCGAACUGAGAACAGAGUGGGGCUACUAUCAAAAGUGACCAGGGUGUUUCGUGAGAAUGGACUAUACAUAUCAAGGGUUGAGAUUGGAACAAAGGGGGAGGAAGCAGUGGGAACAUUCUUUGUGAAUGAUUCUUCAGGUGGAGAAGUGAACCCCGGUAUAGCAGAGUUGGUGAGACAAGAGUGUGGUGGAACCGUAGUUACUGAUAAAAUGACUCCUCACAGAGUGUCUCAGACAUCACCGUGGGCGAUUGUACGUGAAAAUGUGGAGGCUAAGCCACGGUUUUCUCUGGGAAGCAUGCUGUGGUCUCAGUUUGAGCGGUUCUCAGGUAACUUUGGCUCCCAUUGACCUGAGAUCAGAAGAUACCAUCUCUGGAACAUGUGUUCUGCUUGAAGGAAUUACUGUCAAGUCUCAAGUAAAAAUUUGCCUGUGUAUAUAGAAAUUUUUUUAGUUAGUUUUUCUGUUUCUCAUCGUUUUGAUCUUAUGCUUGGGCAAAAGGGUAAAUGAACAUAGUUUUCUAAGCUGUGUUUAGUUUACUCUUCAAUUUUCAUGGUGACCGUACAUAGUUUCCUCACUUGAAAAGGCCAGGCUAGGUAUUACACGAUGAGAAAUCAGAUUUACUAGCAAAGAAUUUGCAAAAACCUCCUAGUGGUAGUAUUAGAAGUGAUUGUAUAGGAUAUACAUUCUUUUGUUCAAAUGUUCAAGCAUUCAUUGGUUUAAAAGCGCUUCCAAUUUACUGCAUUCUUUAUCUCUGAGAUUUCUUA
This is a messenger RNA of Lotus japonicus, 2225 nucleotides long. Its product is annotated as ACT domain-containing protein ACR1. The record is from RefSeq and is a predicted model, not a curated record. The transcript has 5 exons. NCBI's taxonomy places the organism in Eukaryota, Viridiplantae, Streptophyta, Magnoliopsida, Fabales, Fabaceae. Bases 391 to 1809 code for a protein of 472 amino acids.